Messenger RNA from Gorilla gorilla gorilla (western lowland gorilla), 2405 nucleotides. RefSeq names its product tyrosyl-tRNA synthetase 2 (gene YARS2). Gene Ontology annotation, biological process: tyrosyl-tRNA aminoacylation. Gene Ontology annotation, cellular component: cytosol; mitochondrion. Bases 792 to 2225 code for a protein of 477 amino acids. Lineage: Eukaryota; Metazoa; Chordata; Mammalia; Primates; Hominidae. The transcript is spliced from 5 exons. The record is from RefSeq and is a predicted model, not a curated record. Gene Ontology annotation, molecular function: ATP binding; RNA binding; tyrosine-tRNA ligase activity.
AAAGCGGUCCUAGAAAUCAGGCUCUAACAUGGGAUUUUGAAGCUAGAUCACCUGCCAACCAGCUGCCAAUAAGAACCUCAUCCCUGGUCAGUAUUCAGAGCACCUGUCACGCUGCACGAUGUGAUUACUAAUUUGAAUCCACUCAUGCUAAGCUGUGUCCCAACCUAGUUAACGGUAUUUAAAAUAAAUAAACCACAGGACUUGAUGCAUGUACUUUAUUGCACUGAGUUUUUCUUGCUAUACCUUGGACAAGACUGCCACCUCCUGGAAGAGCUGAUGAAUAUUGGGGACUGAGGUGCAAUUAGGGAAUCGGUACUAUGAAAUUGCUUGCGUCUCAGCAGCAACUCCCUAUCUCUCCGCGAAGUUAAACCAAUUCCUAACCUUUCUCAACCUCUGUGAGCAGCUUUUUGCAUGGAACCAAGACUUCAAAGAACUUGCGCAUCACAAUCUUUUUACGUGAAAAUGUAAAUACAAGUUAGCAUUUGUGAAGCGUUAUGUGCCAAAUGCUUUAAUUUUUAAGGCUCACAACAGCCUUAUGAGGUAGGAACUAUCAUAAGCAGAUCCACACUGCUGAUGGAAAAAUUAAGUUUAAGGGAACGUAAGGCAACGGCUCUGACGCGGAAUCGCCACUUGGAGUCGGGACUCAACUGCUGAGAGCGCAAGCUCCGUAACUACGUAACCGUCUCGGGCAUGCGCAGAAAAACACUGAAGCACCUUCCCUAGGAGCUGUAAGUAGGUGGGUGUGGUGGGAGCCUCUGCAAUCCCAGCAUUCCCUUCGUGCCGCCACCAAGAUGGCGGCGCCCAUCUUGCGGUCCUUUUCCUGGGGCCGUUGGUCUGGUACCCUGAAUCUCUCAGUAUUGUUGCCCUUGGGGCUGCGUAAGGCCCACUCGGGCGCUCAGGGGUUACUGGCAGCGCAGAAGGCUCGAGGUCUGUUUAAGGACUUCUUCCCGGAGACGGGGACGAAAAUAGAGCUUCCAGAGCUCUUCGACCGUGGCACGGCGAGUUUUCCCCAAACCAUUUACUGUGGCUUCGACCCCACGGCAGACUCGCUUCAUGUGGGUCAUCUACUUGCGCUGCUGGGCCUGUUUCAUUUGCAGCGAGCGGGCCACAACGUGAUCGCGCUGGUGGGAGGCGCCACGGCGCGCCUGGGAGACCCGAGCGGCCGUACCAAGGAACGCGAGGCGCUGGAGACAGAGCGCGUGCGAGCCAACGCGCGAGCUCUGCGCCUAGGGCUUGAGGCCCUGGCGGCUAAUCACCAGCAGCUUUUUACUGAUGGGCGCUCCUGGGGCAGCUUCACUGUGCUGGACAACUCGGCCUGGUACCAGAAGCAGCGCCUGGUGGACUUCCUGGCGGCAGUGGGGGGUCACUUCCGCAUGGGGACGCUGCUGAGCCGGCAGAGCGUGCAGCUGCGGCUCAAGAGCCCCGAGGGCAUGAGCUUGGCCGAGUUCUUUUACCAGGUGCUCCAGGCCUAUGAUUUCUAUUACCUCUUCCAGCGUUAUGGAUGCAGGGUCCAGCUGGGCGGAUCUGAUCAACUAGGCAACAUCAUGUCCGGAUAUGAGUUCAUCAACAAGUUGACUGGAGAAGAUGUAUUUGGAAUCACCGUUCCUCUAAUUACAAGUACAACUGGAGCAAAGCUGGGAAAGUCUGCUGGCAACGCUGUUUGGCUAAACAGAGAUAAGACAUCUCCAUUUGAAUUGUAUCAAUUCUUCGUCAGGCAACCGGACGAUUCAGUGGAAAGGUACCUGAAGCUGUUCACUUUCCUGCCCCUUCCAGAGAUUGAUCAUAUCAUGCAGCUGCAUGUCAAAGAGCCAGAAAGGCGGGGUCCUCAGAAACGACUGGCAGCAGAAGUAACAAAGCUUGUUCAUGGACGAGAAGGACUGGAUUCUGCUAAAAGGUGUACACAAGCCCUUUAUCACAGUAGCAUAGAUGCACUGGAGGUCAUGUCUGAUCAGGAGUUAAAAGAGUUGUUUAAAGAAGCUCCAUUUUCUGAAUUUUUUCUCGAUCCUGGAACAAGUGUCCUAGAUACCUGCCGCAAAGCAAAUGCCAUUCCAGAUGGUCCCCGAGGGUAUCGAAUGAUAACAGAAGGCGGAGUCAGCAUAAAUCACCAACAAGUAACAAAUCCUGAGAGUGUUUUAAUUGUUGGACAACAUAUUCUCAAGAAUGGACUUUCCUUACUUAAAAUAGGAAAAAGAAAUUUCUACAUUAUAAAAUGGCUUCAGUUGUGAUGAAAAGUCCUUCUGGUUGUCCAAAUAAACUUACCCAUCAUUCAUUCUCAAGACCUCUGAAGGGUUGGCUCCAGAACUUAGACGUUUGCUUAUGCAAAUCAGAAAAACAGAAUGGACUAGGACUCAGUGUGAGUAACUUCAUUAUUUUUAUGGGCCGGUUAAUAAAUAUUUGUUUAAUGA